This is a messenger RNA of Naumovozyma dairenensis CBS 421, 939 nucleotides long. It is a transcript of the gene SIT4, whose product is annotated as type 2A-related serine/threonine-protein phosphatase SIT4. Gene Ontology annotation, molecular function: protein serine/threonine phosphatase activity. The coding region runs from base 1 to 939 and encodes 312 amino acids. Gene Ontology annotation, cellular component: cytoplasm. The record is from RefSeq and is a predicted model, not a curated record. Gene Ontology annotation, biological process: G1/S transition of mitotic cell cycle; peptidyl-serine dephosphorylation. NCBI's taxonomy places the organism in Eukaryota, Fungi, Ascomycota, Saccharomycetes, Saccharomycetales, Saccharomycetaceae. The transcript has a single exon.
AUGUCGUCGAAAAGAGGACCUGAUGAAUGGUUAGAGACCAUAAAAAAAUGUCAAGCAUUAACAGAAAAUGAAAUGAAACAACUUUGUGAAAUGGUAAAGGAAUUACUAAUGGAAGAAAGUAAUAUUCAACCAGUACAAACCCCAGUCACGGUAUGUGGUGAUAUCCAUGGUCAAUUCCAUGAUCUUCUUGAACUUUUCAGGACUUCAGGUGGGUUCCCUGAUGAUAUCAAUUAUAUUUUCCUUGGAGAUUAUGUGGAUAGAGGGUAUUACAGUUUAGAAACUUUUACACUUUUAAUGUGUUUGAAAGUGAAAUAUCCAUCAAAGAUCACACUGGUGAGAGGUAAUCAUGAAUCAAGACAAAUUACUCAAGUUUAUGGAUUUUAUGAAGAAUGUUUAAAUAAAUAUGGUUCCACUACAGUAUGGAAAUAUUGUUGUCAAGUCUUUGAUUUCUUAACUUUAGCUGCUAUAAUCGAUGGGAAAAUACUAUGUGUACAUGGUGGGCUUUCUCCAGAAAUCAGAAUGUUAGAUCAAAUUAGAGUCCUUUCAAGAGCUCAAGAAGUGCCUCAUGAAGGUGGGUUUUCAGAUUUAUUAUGGAGUGAUCCAGAUAAUGUGGAAGCUUGGCAAGUUUCUCCCCGUGGGGCAGGUUGGCUAUUCGGAAGUAAAGUUGCCAGGGAAUUUAAUCAUGUUAAUGGCUUGAAUUUAAUCGCAAGAGCACAUCAAUUGGUCAUGGAAGGGUUUAAAUAUCAUUUCCCUGAGAAGGAUGUCGUUACUGUAUGGUCAGCACCAAAUUAUUGCUAUAGGUGUGGUAAUGUGGCAAGUGUAAUGAAAGUUGAUGAAGAAUUAGAACCUACUUUUAAAAUAUUCUCGGCAGUACCGGAUGACUAUAUCCAAGAAACUGCAGUAAAUCAUACUAACCAAAGAGCUGGGUAUUUCUUAUAG